This is a messenger RNA of Chelonoidis abingdonii (Abingdon island giant tortoise), 393 nucleotides long. RefSeq names its product thymosin beta 4 X-linked (gene TMSB4X). The record is from RefSeq and is a predicted model, not a curated record. Gene Ontology annotation, cellular component: cytoplasm. Gene Ontology annotation, molecular function: actin monomer binding. NCBI's taxonomy places the organism in Eukaryota, Metazoa, Chordata, Testudines, Testudinidae. Gene Ontology annotation, biological process: actin filament organization; regulation of cell migration.
UUUGCAUAGAAGUGAGGAUAUAACUGCUCAUGCAGAGAAAGCACGUAUACUACAGUCCAGAGCAGCAGCUGCAAAAGACUAGAGUUACUUCUGUGCAGAGCAUCAGUGAUUAAUCUGCAAAAAUGUCCGACAAACCAGAUAUGGCUGAAAUUGAGAAAUUUGACAAGACUAAAUUGAAGAAAACAGAAACGCAAGAGAAAAAUCCCCUGCCUUCAAAAGAAACAAUUGAACAGGAGAAGCAAGCAGGCGAAUCGUAAUGAGGCGUGCGCCGCCAAUAUGCACUGUACAUUCCACAAGCAUUGCCUUCUUAUUUUACUUCUUUUAGCUGUUUAACUUUGUAAGAUGCAAAGAGGUUGGAUAAAGUUUAAAUGACUGUACUGCCCCUUUCACAUC